This is a messenger RNA of Hirsutella rhossiliensis, 1233 nucleotides long. Its product is annotated as cryptococcal mannosyltransferase 1 domain-containing protein. The record is from RefSeq and is a predicted model, not a curated record. The coding region runs from base 1 to 1233 and encodes 410 amino acids. NCBI's taxonomy places the organism in Eukaryota, Fungi, Ascomycota, Sordariomycetes, Hypocreales, Ophiocordycipitaceae. The transcript has 3 exons.
AUGAUCUCGUCUGCCAACAAGCUCUACCUCCGCCGGUGCCUCCGCUGGCGCACCCUGCGCCUCGUCCUCGUCCUCUUCUGCCUCGUCAACGUCCUCGACGUGCUGCGAGUCCACGGCAACCUGUCCCGCGGCGAGGGCGGCCGGGACACGCGGGGCCCGUCGCGGCCGCACGAACGCGUCUACAUUGCGAGCAUGCACUUCAACAACGGCGACGUGCUGCGGCACCACUGGAACGACGCCGUGAUACGCCUGACCGAGGUGCUUGGGCCGGCCAACGUUUUCGUCAGCAUCUUUGAGAGCGGCAGCUGGGACGACAGCAAGGAGGUGCUCGGCCACCUGGAGCUCGCCCUGCGCCGCCAGGGCGUGCCGCAUCGUGUCGAAAUGUCCAACCUGACGCACCACGACGAGAUCAACAGGGAGGAAAAGGGCGAGGGGUGGAUCGACACGCCCAGGAACAAGAAAGAGCUGCGCCGCAUACCCUAUCUGGCGCGGCUGCGGAACAGGACCAUCAAGGACCUGGUGGAUCUCCACGAGAAAGGCGUCACCUUUGACAAGGUGCUCUUCCUCAACGACGUUAUAUUCACGACCGGUGACGUCUUGACGCUCAUGGACACCAACAAGGGCGAGUACGCCGCGGCCUGCUCUCUCGAUUUCUCCAAGCCGCCGCUCUACUAUGACACGUUUGCGCUGCGAGACACGGCGGGCCGGGGCCAUGUGAUGCAGACGUGGCCCUACUUUGGCGAGAGGCAGUCGAGGAACGCGCUGGUAAACCACAUGGACGCGGUGCCGGUGAUGAGCUGCUGGAACGGCAUAGUCGUCAUGCCGGCCGAACCGUUUGUGUCGUCGACGCGGCUACGCUUCCGCGGCGUGCCCGACUCGCUGGCGCUGCACCACGUCGAGGGCUCCGAGUGCUGCCUGAUCCACGCCGACAACCCGCUGUCGCGGACCCUGGGCGUCUACCUCAACCCGCGGGUGCGCGUGGGCUACAAUCUGCCGGCGUACAAGGCUACGCACCGCGGCGGCGGCGCGUGGGUGUCUGCGUGGGACGUCUUCGCGGGGCUGUGGGCAAACAGGGUCAGGCGCUGGACGGCGCGGUUGACGCUCGAGAGGAUUGUGGUGCGGCGGCGGGUUGAGCGCUGGGAGCGGGAGAGGGCUGUGAACUAUGAGCCGGGCGUGUUUUGCCUGGUCAACGAGAUGCAGGUCCUGGCCGACAAUGGCUGGGCGCACGUGUAA